Molecule: messenger RNA, 1201 nt
Organism: Cotesia glomerata
Lineage: Eukaryota; Metazoa; Arthropoda; Insecta; Hymenoptera; Braconidae
Product: carbonic anhydrase 2-like
Exons: 6
Coding region: 190-1044 (284 amino acids)
Molecular function (GO): zinc ion binding; carbonate dehydratase activity
Source: RefSeq, a predicted model, not a curated record
CUAUUUGUUGUUAAGUUUACUUGAAGGUUGUCUUUAAUUUUUGCAUAUAAUUGUAAAGAUAAGAUUAUUGAACUAUUACAUUAAUAUUCACUCGACAAACAGUGUUUCACAGGUAAAAUUUAGCAUUACUAAUGACAAGUUUUUAGACUAAUCGGUUGAGUUUAGAAUUUCUUUGUUUAAAAAAAAUUAAUGAAGAAAGACAUGAUUUUUCUAUUCAACACAUUUUUGAUAUUGUCAUAUCUGUUACUGAUAUCAGCAGAUUAUAGUUACAAAAAUGCUGAUGAAUGGAAGAAUGAAAAUCCACAAUGUGGAGGUUCACGGCAAUCGCCUCUUGAUGUUGACCGAGUUGAGAUGGAGGACUCCAGUGGUGAACCUAGUGCAAUAAAAUUUGAACAUAUUUUUUCUACUGUACCUGAGAGAUUGAUUUUGCAGAACGACGGCCACACAUUGAAACUAAUAUUCGAAUGGGCUGAUGGUGAAGAAAAGAUACCUUACGUAAGUGGUUCAUCACUCGAACAUAAAUACACGAUACAUUCAUUUCAAUUUCGUUGGAGCUCUGACGUUAAUUCUGGAAGUGAACAUCGAAUUUCCGGUAAAAGUUAUCCAAUAGAAAUGCAAUCCGUUCACUAUAACGAUGAAUACGAUAGUUAUGAAGAUGCAGAAAAUACCGAAAAAGGAAUAUUGAUUUACUCUUUAUUUUAUGAAGUAGGAUCCGAAGAAUUUGAAUUCUUAACAAAGAUCAUCGAUAAAUUUCCGGAAGUCACUGAGCCAGGAACCGCUACCGAAAUAAAACCCUUCGCGAUGGGAGAUGUUUUUGAUGAGGAUGAUACCGCAAAUUUUUUCAUUUACCAAGGAUCUUUGACACAUCCGCCAUGCUAUGAGUCAGUUGUUUGGGUUGUAUCUGAUAGAAUUAUUCUAGCUACUUUGGGACAACUGCUCGCGUUUCAAAAAUUAAAUCUCUUCCAUCAUGAUGAUCACAAUAAUAGACUUUUACAAGAAAUAAAUGAUCGGAAAUUUGAAUUGGUUGUCAAGGAUAUGAAAUGAGCCAAUAAAGUUCCAUAAAAAUAAUUAAUAUUUAUCAGAUAUUAGUCCAAGUGACUUAAUUGUAUUAACAGUAUUCCUUCAAAUAUUAUGGAAUUAUGUUUUGGUCAUUAGUUGUAAGACGAAAAUAUUUCAGAAAUAAAUGAAUACAUAUUUUGAA